Messenger RNA from Hemibagrus wyckioides, 3704 nucleotides. RefSeq names its product MAF bZIP transcription factor Ba (gene mafba). Gene Ontology annotation, molecular function: DNA-binding transcription factor activity, RNA polymerase II-specific; RNA polymerase II cis-regulatory region sequence-specific DNA binding. Gene Ontology annotation, biological process: regulation of transcription by RNA polymerase II. The transcript is spliced from 2 exons. NCBI's taxonomy places the organism in Eukaryota, Metazoa, Chordata, Actinopteri, Siluriformes, Bagridae. Gene Ontology annotation, cellular component: nucleus. The coding region runs from base 794 to 1945 and encodes 383 amino acids. The record is from RefSeq and is a predicted model, not a curated record.
CGGGCCAAACAAGAGUCCCGCGCACGAGCACACACCAGAACUGAGAGGUGGAAUAGGAGGAGUAGGAGGAGCGCGCGAUAGAGUCCCGUUCCAAAUAACGCACGCACACACAAGCGCACGCGACAGGAGGAGGAGCGCGCAAGCCGAGUCCAGCUCAUAAGCAGGCACGCGGAGGAGGAGCAGGCGCGCGCCCGCCGAGUUCUCUCUCUGUCUCUCUGCGGUGCAGAGCUGGAACACAAGAAGAACUGCUUCUCUCUCUCUUUCUUUUUUAAUUUUCUUUAAUCUUUUCUUUCUUUUGGAUUCCCUGGCACGCCGGAGGGACUGGUGCCCUUUGUGUUGUUGUUCAUUUUUUAUACCGCGCGCGCAUUUUUAUUCCUAUUUAUGAUCCAAGUUCAACUUCGCGAAAGGACCUGAGAUUUGUGCACUGACUUUUUUCUCUACCUCUGUUUUUUUCCCUUUUCUUUUCUUUCUCCUUUUCCUUUUUUCCGCCACCCUGCUGUAGCAGCAGACUGUAAAUGCAAAAAGAAAGUCGGCAAACCAUGCAACUCGUGCAGCUCGCGACGUCUUUUUUUCUCGUGCAUUAACCUUUGAAAAAAAAGUUGCUGUUUUUUUAUAAGUUUUUUUUCUUUCUGAAACAUUUUGCCCCUCCGUGUCGGCGCAUGCUACACGGGGUAAAGUGGAGGACUUACACAGACUGUUGCGAUUUGAGAAAGAAGAAGAGCAGAAGAAGCAGCGGUGGCAGUAGAGGUGCGUUUUUGCCACGCUCACGUACACGCACAGCAGUGGAGACGCGAUGAGCGCCGAGGUGCUCCCCACAAGCCCGCUCGCCCUGGUGGACUACGUCAACGACUUCGACCUGCUCAAGUUCGACGUGAAGAAAGAAUCGCUGCACGGAGUAGUGAACGGCGGAGGCGCGCGCGCGUGCCCUUCACGCGUGCAGCAGCCCCAGGGCUCGGUGUCGUCGACUCCGCUCAGCACGCCGUGCAGCUCCGUGCCCUCGUCACCCAGCUUCAGCCCCACGGAGGAGCACAAGAGCAACCUGGAGGAGCUCUACUGGAUGCCCGGUGGCGGCUACCCGCAGCACGUCGACCCUCACGCGCUCGGCCUUACGCCCGAGGACGCCGUGGAGGCCCUGAUCGGGCAUGCUCCGCCACCGCACGUGCAGCAGCAGCAACAGCAGUUGCAGCAAGGAGGUGGUUUUGAGGGUUACAGAGCUGCCAUGCAUCAUCACCAUCAACACCAUCAUCCUCAUGCGCAGCACCAUCCUCAUGCAUACGCGGCACUUCAGCAGCACCCGGACGACCUCCACCCUCACACGCAGCAGCAGCAGCAGCAGCAGCAUCCUCAUCAGCAUCACAGCCAAGAUCCGGACAGCCCGUCUCCGACCUCCCCUCAGCUCCAUCACCAUCGCCAUCACGGGCAGCAUCAUGGCCAUCACGCUCACCACCACCACCACGCGCAGCAGCAGCAGCACCACGGCAGUGGCAGUGCGCUGAGCCUCUUGAACGUGGAGGAGCGCUUUUCCGAUGACCAGCUGGUCUCCAUGUCCGUACGCGAGCUCAACCGGCACCUGCGCGGCUUCUCCAAGGACGAGGUGGUGCGCCUGAAGCAGAAGAGGCGCACGCUGAAGAACCGUGGCUACGCGCAGUCCUGCCGCUUCAAGCGCGUGCAGCAGAAGCACAUCCUGGAGAGCGAGAAGACGCAGCUCCUCAACCAGGUGGAGCAGCUCAAGCAGGAGAUCGGACGUCUGGCGCGAGAGCGGGACGCCUACAAACUCAAGUGCGAGAAGCUGACGUCGGCGGCCGCGGGUUCGAGCGCCGGAGCGGGCGGGUUCCGCGAGGCGGGUUCCACAAGCGACAACCCGUCUUCACCAGAGUUCUUCAUAGCGCUAACAACCUGCUCAGUUGUUCAGGACGGAAAAAAAAGACGUUCGAAUCGAUACUGAUGCUAAGAAGAAGAAGAGAGAGAGAGAGAGGGAGUAAGAGAAAGAGAAAGAGGGAAAGAGAGAGAGAAAGAGAGAGAAAGAGAGACCUUCGGACUUUGUUGUUGUUAUUGUUGUUUAAUUUUUUGGACUUUUCUCCCUCUUGGGUCCAAUAAUGUCAAUUUUUUGAGAACAAGACAGUAUGCAAAACUUUUAUGCAACAUCUCAUCAGUUUAUUGCCUGCUUGGUUAAAGAAAAAAAAAGAAAAAAGACAAAUAUACUGCAUUAAAAUAUUAAUCCUGCAUGCUGGACAUGUACGGUAAUAAUUUCUAUUUUGUACUUCCUUGUUUUAUGUUUUUCUUCUUCUUCGUGUAUCUUAAAUAGCAUGUUGUUGAUCUUUUUUCUUUUUUUUCUUCUCCUUUCUUCCCAUCCAUGAUGUUUCUGGGACUUUAGACAUGAACCGGUGACCAGAUCACCGGUCACUACGAUGAUCGUUUAGUUAUGUUUUGUUUGGGGGCUUGUAAAUACAUGCAACAGCAAAAAAAACAAAAAGGAGCAUUUGUGGGAUUAAAAAAAAUAGAAAAAGGGAAAAAAUGAACAAGUCAAGCGGAGCUUUGGGAACUUUUUAUUUUUUAUUUAAAAAAAAAAGAUUUCGGGGGCAUUUUUUUAAAAUGUAAUUUUUUAUCUUUUUUUUUGCCGUUGCAUUAAAAGUCAGCCAAUUUUGUAUAUGAAUAUUAAGUGCACUUUUUUUUUCCUUUGGAUUUUCUUUUUCAUUUUGAGUUUUUUAUUUUAUUUUAUUUUUUAUUUUUUUUUGCAGACCGUCCUCAAGGAAGACAUAACAAAGAUAUACUCUGUGUUUUUCAACUCGAUACACUUUGCAUUUGUGUCACAAGGUCGUGCAGUGGAAAAAAAAGAAAACCAAAUGUACAUUUUAGACACACACACACACACACACACACACUAUGAAAUUCCUUGAGGAGCGGUUUUCCCGCUGUGCAGACGCCGGAGUGAAGCGCUGCAUGUUUUUCCAGCGUGUUUCAUGCACCAGAGCUGCUCGUGUUUCCUUUUUCGUCUUGACUCGAAGCAGGAAAUGCAGUUUAGUCGCGUUGCAUAAUGCACGGCUGUUAUAUAAUCCGAACAAACAUCUACAAGUCUCGUCGUUUUUCACUUACAAUUUGUUUGUAUUAUUGAUAUUAUUUUUUCUGAGUGGUGAGAUUUCUGAAAAAUGUCCAGAAAUUUAAAAAAAAAUAAAUAAAUAAAUCAAAGCAAUUAUAAUAAUUCUGUCAAUUUCCUAAAAAAAAGAAAGAAAAGAAAAAGAAUCAGGGUUUUUGAAAUUUUUUUUCAAAUUAUUUUAAUUUUUUUCAUUUGUUUUUAAUUAUUAAUUAUUUUUUGUUUUGUUUUUAAUUCUCUUGUACCGACUUUGAGUGAUCAUUUGUUUAAUGUUUUCCUGUAAUUUUUUUUUUCUGCCGGUCAGUUAAAAAAAAGGGGGAUUCAGGUUUUGCAAAAUCUCAAAAUGUAAAAAAAAACAAAAACAAAAAACAAUUAUGUUCUGUUCGUUAUUCAUGUUAUUAUUUUGUAUUUUUUUUUUUUCUCUCUAUUUUCUGGAGAUUCUGGUUCUGCUGGCCAGAUGCAUUAUAUAUGUUAUAGUUAUGGUUUUUAUUUUUUAAAUGAUUAAAUUAACAGAACUCGUCAGAUCAUAUUGAAUAAGAAGCAUGGUGCUUGCAUUUAAGAAUUUAUUGUUAAAAAAAAAAAGAAAUGUACAAAAAAAAAGAAAAGAAAGAAA